Molecule: messenger RNA, 2340 nt
Organism: Euleptes europaea (tarantolino)
Lineage: Eukaryota; Metazoa; Chordata; Lepidosauria; Squamata; Sphaerodactylidae
Gene: WDR93
Product: WD repeat domain 93
Biological process (GO): electron transport chain
Molecular function (GO): protein binding
Source: RefSeq, a predicted model, not a curated record
AUGCCUUUCUACCUUCGGAAACUGCCCCUGGAGAUCCCUCUGCCCACAGAAAAGGAGUGGAUUAAAAAAGAUGAAGAAGAGGCUUUUUUCCUGAAAGAUCCAGCCCAAAUAGUCGAUUAUUUGCCUCAGCCUUUCCGGAUGAUCAACAAACUUGUGACUGUCUUGUUCGAACGGGCCUGGGAGAUUAUCGAGGGGAGGGAGCACCGCCAUGUGAUGAAGAAACAGCAUCCUCCACCCACUCGGUGCCGACCUUUGGCUGAGUUCCAGAGGGAUCCAAUGCUUAUCAUUGUGCAUAGCCAGAGGACAUCAGCAAGUAGCAUUUUUUGGGGAGGGGGUCAGGCCAGUUUGUUGAAAUUGCUGAGCCGGUCAUCGUUUUGUCUCAAUUUUUUCAUCUUCCAGCUGGUGGGGAGGGCAAACUGCCUGGCAGCCUCCCGAGAAUACAUCUUCAUCGGACUCCCUACCGGACUUUUUGUCUUCAGCAUCGCCACCCAUGAGAAGCUCUGUGCUUGGGAGAUGGCCAAGCUUGAAAUUUGUACCCUCCACCUCUCGGAUAUUGACGGUAACUCCCAAGUCCUUGGCACAGUGGAUGAGAUGGGUGUCGCCCAUCUCUUUUAUUUUUACAAGGAGAACCUCCUGCAUGUAAAAGCCAUAAAUGAAGCGGAGGACAUCAGCAAGAGAAACACGUGUGGCGGACUGGAGCUUUCUCCCAGGGGUGAUUACGCCGGUUUCCUAUUGCAAGGCAACUUGGAGGCAUGGCUGGAGAUCUACCGGUUGCCCAAGGAUUCCUGGCAGAAGGAGAUAGAACAUGUACAAACAGUUGCCCUCUUAACUCCGGUUCCCGGUUCAACUCCGGCAUCUAGCAGGGACCGGAGAGUCAGCAUAUUUACCCCGAUGGCGGACGACAGGAGGGACUCUGACUCAGAUCUUCUAUUCGAGGAGGAUCAUGACCUGGCCCUCCUCGCUUCGACAGGGCGACGGCGCAAAGAUAUUGCCGGCGGACGGAACGGCGGUUCCACCGCACGCGGCUCCAAGGGCCUGGUGGCUGCAAAGAAGGCGCGCUCGGACGAGCUACCUCAAAAUGGCGCAUAUGGUGGCAAAGAUAUGCAACAGCUUCUAAACCGAGACUGUAAGCUGAGUCCUCCUGCUCUGGUGAUGAAAGUCAGAUCUCCCAAGCCUCCUGCAGGCAGCCCAUUUAAGAAUCUUUACGACGCUUUAAUGAAGAUUGAUGACGGCGCCACGGUGGGCCUGGGACAGAACCACGUGAUCAAGGACUGCCAGUGGGAACGGCUGGAAGCGAUGUUCAACAGGUCUUUACAGCAGUAUCUGGAGGCAAAGAAUGAGCUUGAGAUCAAGGAGGAGAAACUCAGCCUAGCCAUGUUCCAUUUUCACGGUCCAGGCCGCACCUUGCCCAGCGGAACGGAAAACAAAACCGAGCCAGACAUUCCCGUGGCACUCAGCGUUCACUGGAGCACAAGCCACAAUCUCUGCUUCUAUCUGCUGAGUCGUCCGCCAAAGGAGAAAGUGGACGCUGAUCCGAAACCUGACAUCGUUUGGCCGUGCGCUGCUCCAAUUGUGUUGUCCACCGUUACCCCAUGCUCUUCUCACCUGGCGUUUGUUUGUGAAGAUUGGGCCAUUACUGUUUGGGACAAAUCUCUAGGGGUCUCCUUGUUUGUGACCAGGCUUCCGGCUCGGUACGUGAUCCGCAGCAUCCAGUUCAUGCCGCGCUCCCGGCUGCCCGGCAACAAGACCACACCUGCCAAAGUGCGGCUUCUGGUGUUGUGUACAGAUGGGUCUCUCCACCUGAUAACCUCGAGGGCCAAGAAGUUCAGCACCAAGAUUCUGGUAUACACGCCAGAGGAUCCAAGUCAGGCUAUCAGCACCAUAGCAACUAUUCCAUCCUUAACCAAUGCGGUGCUGACGUUCUCUUGGGGCGGCACCGUCAGGCUGACAGAUACCGCAACAGAAGCGACAGUCUGCCACUUCAUCCUCCCACCUCCUUACAAAGUGACAGCACCCUGGCACCCCGCUUUUACCGUGAAUACUGGCGGCCAACACCUGAUCCUCCUAGGAUAUGAGCAACCUGGAAGCACUAAAGCAGAGAGCGGAAGUGACCGAUGCACCAUCUUCCUGUUUGACAUCACAUCCUGCCCGGAGACUUCCUCGCAGGAAGAUGAGCGUCCGCCUGACUCUUUGGAGCACCUGCCCUGGGACAAGCGAUGCGAUUCGUUCCUGAGCAACAGCCUACAGCAGCCGUCAGCCACCAGCCAGCAGAUGUCCGAAAGCUGGACCCAGCUGCAGAAGUACGCAACCACCUUGCAAGAGAAGGACCAGGAGAAGUGA